AUGAAUGGUUCCAAUGUGGCCAACACAUCCCCCAGUGCACCUCCCCCAGCAAAAUCCAAGGAGGGCCAAGUCAUGAAUGGCCAUGAUGAGAAGGAGAGCAACCCCUUCGCCGAGUACAUGUGGAUGGAGAACGAGGAGGAUUUCAACCAGCAGGUGGAGGAGAAGCUUCAAGAGUGGGUGUUCCUGGACUGUUGCUUCCAGGAGAUGCUGGAUGAAGAAGACCAGGACUGGUUCAUCCCAUCCCAUGACCAGACUCAAGGCAUCAGGCAGCUCCAGCAGCAGCUGAAUGCACUCUCGGUCAGCAAGAAUACCCACAGCCACAUUGCAGAGGACAUUUUGAGCAAAAGCACCUUAAACUUGGAUGACAAGGAGUUUGUUCCUGGAGUGUACCGAGUCUUAUGGCCCCCUUCCUAA
Messenger RNA from Thamnophis sirtalis, 414 nucleotides. Lineage: Eukaryota; Metazoa; Chordata; Lepidosauria; Squamata; Natricidae. The record is from RefSeq and is a predicted model, not a curated record.